Molecule: messenger RNA, 787 nt
Organism: Prunus dulcis (almond)
Lineage: Eukaryota; Viridiplantae; Streptophyta; Magnoliopsida; Rosales; Rosaceae
Exons: 5
Coding region: 105-512 (135 amino acids)
Cellular component (GO): nucleus
Molecular function (GO): RNA binding
Source: RefSeq, a predicted model, not a curated record
ACGGAACACCGCUAACCUUGCCGAUCAAAUUCAUGAAUUUUCCCCUUCUCGAGAGCAAGAGAAAGAAAGAAAGAGAGAGAGAGAGAAGAGAUUGAGCAACGCAAAUGGCGACAGUUCAAAUGCAGAGAGUUGCAGUAUCGCCAGAGGAACAAGCCAAUAUUGACGCAGCGAAGAAGAACAGAAUUCAGGUUUCCAAUACCAAGAAACCACUCUUCUUUUACGUCAAUCUUGCAAAGAGGUAUAUAGAGCAGCACAAUGAGGUUGAGCUCUCUGCCUUGGGAAUGGCAAUCACUACAGUUGUCACUAUUGCCGAGAUUCUGAAGAACAAUGGACUGGCUAUUGAGAAGAAGGUGUCCACAUCUACUGUUGGAAUGAAAGACGAGAACAAGGGUCGUCUCGUGCAGAAGGCUAAGAUUGAGAUUGUGCUGGGGAAGUCUGAAAAAUUUGACGCUAUAAUGAAAAUGAAUGCUGCUAUACUUGCUCCAGAGGCAGUUGCUGAGGCAAAGAAAUGACAACAAACGUAGAGCCCUUCCAACAGUUCAUUGUUGUAGUUUAACAUUCACAUUGUUUUUUACGCUCUGCCUCAAUAGAGAUAAGUAGGAUAAUAGGUAGAUAAAUUUUUUUGUGAAGUUGCUAGUAUGAAAUAUUAAAGAGAGUAGAGAAAACAAUUAUCAUAAAUGAGAUGGCAGUGCAGAAAGAGAGGCUGCAGUGGUAUGCUACUCUCUAGUUUCAUCCUUUCACGGAGAAUUGUAAAGAUCUUCUCUUUUAUCAUAUGUUUCCUUCUAGA